UCCGUCAGGGAGAGCCGCCUUGCGAGGCUGCUGGGAUCGUGCAUAUCGUCCCUGACGUGCCAGGUAUCGGUCCUGGCGCACGUGUCAGGCGCGCCUGGGGACUACCAGGAGACGCUCGCCCUCGUCCAGUUCGUGUCCAGGAUCCACCGGCUGAGGAGGCGACGCCUCAAGGGCGUCGGAGGAGGGUGGAGCCCAGGUGAAGAGGGUUCGUCGUCGUCGGUGGACCCGUCGAGCAGCGAACAGAGCGCGGACACGGUGAUAUACCUGGGACCGAGCGUGGACGACGCGACGGACGGGGAGCAUCCGCCGGGCCCGGGUAGGGCUCGGUUCCCGCCGUUUCGCAGCCCGGCGCCGCCUCGACGUGCUCCCGCGGUGCCCCUGCGGGUCCCGCAGACACCUCCUCCCCGACGACACCUCUACCCGGAGGAGCAGUGGGUGGACGGUCCGCGGUUCCCCCGCGCGAGGGUACUCGAGGCGAUCCAGGUCAAAGGAUGCCUGGACCGGGACAGGAUCUCGAGGGUGGAGCAAUGGGUGGCCACACAGGAGCAGUGGGUGGCCACGCAGGAGCAGCUGUUGGCCGCGCAGGAACUCUGGGUGGACGCACCCACGUCCUGGAAAGUCCAGGACGCGAGAAAAUCCGAGGACGUCUCGGAGGACGAGACGGACACCACUUCGUCCAUUUCCACCGGCGUCCAGACCAACGAUCAAGAUGGCGAGGAAUCCUGGAAGGCAGACGACGAACUGACGCCAAGCAGCGAAGCAAAGAGCUUCGGCUCGAAGGAGAUGAUCGAAGUCCCCGUCCGCGACGACCAGGUGAACGAGUCGGAGCUCGCGGCGACGAUGUCGGCGAUCGAGAACCCGCUGCCGGAGUCGGACCAGGAAAACGUGGAUCACCCGCUGAGGGCGCUGAGCCGGGAGGCCAUCGUCGAGCCCGUUUCGGACCGGGAGUGCAUGCAGCUUGUGUGCUUCCCGUCUGGUCCCGCGGAUCGAUGCGAGACGGGAAUAAGGAAACAA
Darwinula stevensoni is the source of this 1014-nucleotide messenger RNA. Lineage: Eukaryota; Metazoa; Arthropoda; Ostracoda; Podocopida; Darwinulidae. The record is from the annotation of a GenBank genome assembly.